AUGGAGGAUUCAAGCACUCCUCGUUUCAGAUGCUCUCACUGUGCUGGCCCUCUUUCCAAAGAAUUGGAAACCAGCAAUUGGACUGUUCCACCGCUCGUCAGGGACAGCUUUUCCAUGAUUGGUUCUGCUGUUGGUGGCACAGCAAGUGCAUUCUAUGGGUUUAACCAUGCAAUGCCAGUUGUUCAAAGAUAUGUAAAGGGGCCUAUGUGGUUGCAUUUCCUCAUUGGUGCUCCACCUGUAAUAGUCUUUUCUUCAGCUUGCGCAGGUUUGUCAGGUGGUGCCAUUCCAGCACUAGCGCAACUUGUCUCUUCAUCUUAUCAUGCAGCAAUCUCAUCAUCAUUGCCUCCACCAGCACAACAGGAUGAUAAGAUGCACAAAUCGAGAACAUCUACUCUGUAAUUCCUUCUCUUCACGCAGAGCUUUUCAAGUAAUGAUUCUCCCCAAACCCCCCCCCCCCCCACCCCGGCAAUGUUAAAUGGACCGCUCGGGUUAUUGUAUAUUGUAGAACUUUCAACGAUGAGGUAAAUAAACAUUCCUUAUCCACCAA
This is a messenger RNA of Telopea speciosissima, 547 nucleotides long. RefSeq lists its product as uncharacterized. The transcript is spliced from 6 exons. Bases 1 to 399 code for a protein of 132 amino acids. The record is from RefSeq and is a predicted model, not a curated record. NCBI's taxonomy places the organism in Eukaryota, Viridiplantae, Streptophyta, Magnoliopsida, Proteales, Proteaceae.